GAUGUAAAACUUGGGAAAAUAAAUCCAGUACUGCUGAAUAUGAAGAGUGGCACAAAGAACAUGUUAGUAGCGGAGAAUGCAAAGCCAACCACGUCGGACCGUCUGGAAACAUGGAGGUAGCAGCAAUCGUAGAAAUGUUCCAACGAUCUUUGGAAACUCUUGGGGUGAAAUAUCGUAAUUACAUUGGAGAUGGCGAUUCGAAGACGUACAGCGGCGUUAUUGACGCAAACCCUUAUGGUGAAGAUUUUGUAAUAAAUAAAAAGGAAUGCGUAGGACAUGUGCAGAAACGCAUGGGAACGCGUCUGCGUGAUCUGGUAAACAAGACAGUAGUUGUUACAACGACCAAAACCGGAAAAACCAUAAAAAAAAAAUCCUGUCUGGAAAAGAACAAUUAACAGGCAAAAUGAUAGACAAAUUAACUGUUUACUACGGAUUGGCCAUUCGACGCAAUUCCGAUUCAGUUCAGAAGAUGAAAAAUGAUAUAUGGGCGACAUACUACCACUACAGUUCAAACGACAAAAACCCACAGCACGAGAAAUGCCCGAGCGGCGAAGAUUCCUGGUGCGAGUGGCAAAAAGCUGCAGCUGCAGAUGCUCUAAAAUCAUUCAAACACAGCUACGCAGCUCUUCCUUCUAAAGUUCUGGAAGCCAUGAAGCCCAUUUAUGAGGACUUGAGCAAGGACGCACUGUUGCAGCGAUGUCUUGGAGGUUUUACACAAAACAAUAACAAAAGCCUCAAUCAGCUAAUAUGGAAAAUCUCUCCAAAGGCAUACAGUGGAACCUCUACAACCGUACAAAUUGCAGCUAAUGUAGCUGCUUGUACUUUUAAUGAAGGUUCUAUUGCCCUGUUGGCCUUCAUGAAAGAGAUGCACAUCGGUACAGGCCCUAGUUCUCACGAAUGGGCGCGACAAGUUGACGAUUUGCGAAUUACUAGAGGAGACGAGAAAGCGGUCUACAACAGUAAAGAAGGGAGAGUUUCGCGGAGACAAACACAAAAAGAUGCUCUGGAUCUUCUGGAUGAAAACGCCUUGCUGUAUGGACCUGGUAUCGAUGAUUCUGUGUGAGUAUAAAAGAACUAUCGACUUUUAUUUCGAAAUUUUUAGUGUGCAAAAGUUUAA
Molecule: messenger RNA, 1117 nt
Organism: Nylanderia fulva
Lineage: Eukaryota; Metazoa; Arthropoda; Insecta; Hymenoptera; Formicidae
Source: RefSeq, a predicted model, not a curated record